AUGGCCGCCCGCUCGUUUUCCAUUGGGUUGUAUUCUGGAGAUCUGUGUGGAUGUGUCAGAAGCGUAAAGCAAUCCUGGACAACAUGGCUGACAAAACUAACGAAAUAUUACACAUUUUGCAUUGUAAAAUUUCUCCCCCUCCAUGCCUUUUUGAACACUUUCCACAGCUCCGCGACCCUUCCCAUCACAUUCCGUUGCUUAGAGGAGAACAACAAAGUCGACAAGAGAGUGACCAGGUUCGUGCUUCCUGUGGGAGCCACUAUCAACAUGGACGGCACGGCGCUCUACGAGGCUGUUGGGUCGAUCUUUAUAGCCCAGAUGUACGGCAUCCAUCUCGGACCCGGAGAGCUCAUCACGGUCAGUCUAACCUCGACCCUGGCUAGUAUUGGUGCUGCCAGUAUUCCCAGCGCUGGAUUGGUAACGAUGCUGCUUGUACUUACUGCGCUUGGUCUGCCAACAGAGAAUGUCUCUCUCAUUUUCGCCGUUGACUGGAUCCUCGAUCGCGUCCGAACAUCCAUCAAUGUCCUUGGCGACGCCUUCGGAGCGGCCAUCGUAGAGCACCUGUGCAAGGAGGAACUGGAGCGCAUGGGUCCCGCACAGCCCUCGAUCGAAAUGCUGGACCGCGUGGAGUCGGGUAUGAUUCCGACACACACGCCCAUGGCCGCUUCCCCUCAACCGACCCUCGCCUCCCCCAUUCAGGGCGGCCCCCCGAAGGACCUAGUGGCAAUGGCAGACAAGGGGAAUGGGCAGCUGUCUUGGGGCAACAACCCUGACAAGAGCCCCAACUCCGAAACCCAGAUAUAGGCGUUUGUUUAGCGGCGUUUCUAGGCAUCACUUUUCCCUUAAUAUAUUUGCGUCUGAUUCCAUGGAAAGCAGAUUCU
Penaeus vannamei (Pacific white shrimp) is the source of this 881-nucleotide messenger RNA. The record is from RefSeq and is a predicted model, not a curated record. Lineage: Eukaryota; Metazoa; Arthropoda; Malacostraca; Decapoda; Penaeidae.